AUGAAAGGAUUAUGCAAGUGGAUCGAGGACAAGGUAAAUGAAGGAGAACAAUGGGCACUACCAUCUCAGGUGAGGAAAAUAGUCCCACCUAAGGUGAGAUUGCUAUUUUGGCAGGGGUGUUACAACAAGAUAGCUUGCAAACAAAAUCUUCUGAGUCGUGGGGUUUCUUUGGAGGACAAUGGCCUCUGCUCGCUAUGCUCCCAAGCUCCUGAAACUGCUGAUCACCUUUUCCUACACUGCUUGCUGUCUUGGAGCAUGUGGAGUGACAUAGUAAAAAGAGAAGGCGUUGCUUGGGUACCUCCAAACUCCCUGGUUGAUUUAGCCAAACAGUGGGAUUUCCUUUGUGUUAAUUCAGACCCUAUCUUAUGGAAAUUAAUCCCUUAUUCUCUGGUUUGGUUCCUAUGGGUCAGAAGAAACGAGUUGGUAUUCAAAGAUAAAGCCUUCAACAGAGAAAAAGUUUGGGAUAUGCAUGUUAUGCAAAUUGGAUGGUGGGUGAAAGCUAAAUGGAAGGACUGCCCUUACAACACUGAACAAUUUAACGCAAAUUUCUGCAAUAUAAGAAUGAAAAUGACUGCAGUGAGUGUAAGGACAACAACUUGGCAACCUCCAACGCUAGGUACUCUCAAAUUUAAUGUUGACGGUGCUUCUUAA
Lotus japonicus is the source of this 651-nucleotide messenger RNA. RefSeq lists its product as uncharacterized. The record is from RefSeq and is a predicted model, not a curated record. Bases 1 to 651 code for a protein of 216 amino acids. The transcript has a single exon. NCBI's taxonomy places the organism in Eukaryota, Viridiplantae, Streptophyta, Magnoliopsida, Fabales, Fabaceae.